Messenger RNA from Cutaneotrichosporon cavernicola, 2925 nucleotides. RefSeq lists its product as uncharacterized. The coding region runs from base 1 to 2925 and encodes 974 amino acids. The transcript is spliced from 3 exons. Gene Ontology annotation, biological process: translation reinitiation; formation of cytoplasmic translation initiation complex. Gene Ontology annotation, cellular component: eukaryotic translation initiation factor 3 complex, eIF3m; eukaryotic translation initiation factor 3 complex, eIF3e; multi-eIF complex. NCBI's taxonomy places the organism in Eukaryota, Fungi, Basidiomycota, Tremellomycetes, Trichosporonales, Trichosporonaceae. The record is from RefSeq and is a predicted model, not a curated record. Gene Ontology annotation, molecular function: translation initiation factor activity; mRNA binding.
AUGCCUCCCGUCUACGUCAAGCCCGAGAACGCGCUGAGGCGCGCAGAGGAGCUCCUUGCUCUCAACACGUCCCAGUCGCAGGCUCAGGCCUUUGAGUUCCUCUCCGAGGUGUUCCUUGCUCGCCGCUUCAGAAAUGCGCCGAUCCCGACCCUCGAGCCCAUCGUCAUCAAAUACCUCGACCUCUGCGUUGCGCUGCAGCGCAAGAGUGAUGCGCGCGAGGUGCUCGUGCAGUACAAGAACACUGCGCAAAAUGUGAAUGUUGCGUCGAUCGAGAAGGUGCUCCUGCACUUUAUCGACAAGGCUGAGGCACGCCUCGCCGAUGCGAUGGUCAAGGCGGAGAAGGAGAUUGCAGCUCUCGGCGGCGGCGCGGCUGAGGAGCAGGACGACGACCUUCGCCUCCAACCCGUGACUAUGCUGUACGACUCGUUCCUCGAGAGCGCGGGCGAUCGUGAGCGCAUUGAGCGCCGCCUCGUCCACCCUGCCCAAAAGUUCACGUACGACGCGUACGACGUGUCACUCGACAUUGCCAAGGGCAACGACCGCCUCGAGCUCGUCUACCAGCAGAUUGCCAACCGCGCCUUUGCGUUCUGCAAGCAGCACCAGCGUAAGAGCGACUUCCGCCGCCUCUGCGAACAGCGUCUCCGCAAGGACCUCCAGAACGCUACCAAGUACUCGCACCAGGCGCACUCGAUCAACCUCGCCGACCCCGAGACCUUGUCACGCCACCUCGACACGCGCUUCCUGCAGCUCGAGACCGCCGUUGAGCUCGAGCUCUGGCAGGAGGCCUUCCGCUCGAUCCAGGACGUGCACGACCUCGUUGCCGGCAAGAAGGGCGCCAAGCCCUCGAUGAUGGCCAACUACUACGAGAAGCUCACUCAGAUCUUCAACGCCGAAGGCGGCAAGCAGGUCGCCGUCUUCCACGCUGCCGCCUGGAGCCGCUACUACCAGUACGCUGAGCGUGCGGGCUCCGUCAAGGAGAACGCCCCUGCUGCUGUCCUGCUCUCGGCCCUUGCUGUGCCUCUUGGCGACGUCGAGACCAAGCAGCGUCUCAUCGCCCUCCUCAACCUCCCCAAGAUGCCCACGCGUGAGGCCCUCGUCCAGGAUGCCGCUGCCAAGCACCUUAAGCGCGUCCCCGCCGAGGUCCGCCAGCUCUAUAACAUCAUUGAGACCGACUUCCAGCCCCUUAAGGCCUGCAAGCAGCUUGCUCCCAUUGUUGCCAACCUCUCGGCCGACUACGCCGCUUACCUCCCCGCUCUCCGUGACGUUGUGCUCUCGCGUCUCAUCCAGGAGCUCUCGCGUGUGUACGAGACCGUCUCGCUCUCGCACAUCCUCUCGCUCGUUAAGGCGUUCGACAACGGGCCCUGGGCGACUGACAUGCCCGCCCUCGAGAAGUUCCUCAUGACUGCCUCGCGCCGCGGCGACAUCAACGCCACGGUCGACCACGUCGCCAAGACGGUCAACUUCGCCGCCCCUGGCGCCGACCUCCACCGUCUCUCCAACCUCGCUCUGUACCUCCACACUGCGCUCAACUACCUGAACCCGGUGCCUUCGGUAGCCCGCGAGGAGGCCUACUCUGCGGCGCUCGCGGACGCCGAGGAGGAGCGCAAGCGCACGGAGCACCGGCGCCUUAUUGUGCAGAAGCGUCGCGAGCUCAUGGAGGAGGCGAGCCUCCGCCGCGAGCGCGAGGAGUCGACUGCCAAGGCUGAGCGCGCCAAGCAGCUUGCCGAGGAAACUGCACGCCGCGAGAAGGAGGCUGCGCGCCAGGCCGACAUGGACCGCCUGCAGCGCCAGAUGGAGGCAACUCGCCGCGACGAGGCGCGCAAGCUCGCCGAGCAGCUGGCGCAGAAGGGCCACCUCAAGGUCGACAUCUCGACGAUGAAGGACGAGGAGCUCGACACGUCCAAGAUUGUCGCGAUGCAGGUCGAGCACAUUGCCAAGGAGAAGCGCGAGCUCAACGAGCGCCUCCGCAUCAUCGGCAAGCGCAUGGACCACCUCGAGCGUGCGUACCGCAAGGAGGAGCGUCCUCUUCUGGCGGGCGACUACGAGCGUCAGAAGACCGAGGACCGUUCUGCGCACGACCGCGCGAACAAGUCGGCGCGUGAUGCAGCUAUCGCUCAGCAGGCCGCUAUGCGCGAGCUUAAGGGCCGUCUUGGCCGUAUGAUGCCCGACUACCUCGUCGCGCGCCGUGCCGUCGAGUCACAGCAGGAGAGAGAGUUCGAGGCUGCUCGCAAGGCUGCGGCCGCCAAGGUUGUCGAGGAGAAAAAGAUGUUCGCGGCCGCGGUGCUCGCGCGCCACUGGGCCGAGAAGGAGGCCCGCGAGGCGGAGGAGGAGGCGGAGCGUGCGGCCGAGGAGGAGGCCCAGCGCAGAGCCGAGGAGGAGGAGCGCCUCAUUAAGGAGCGCGAGGAGAAGGAGGCCAAGGCCAAAGCCGAGAUCGAGGCUCGGCGGAAGGAGCAGGAGGCGAAGGCGGCUGAGGCACGCGCCGAGCGCGAGAGGCAGCGCGAGCGGGAUGCCGAAGUGCUCCGCCUCCGCCAGCAGCGCGAGGAGGAGGCCGAGGCACGCCGCCGCGAGCGCUCGGGCGCUGGUGCUCAGCGUGCCCCUGCUGCGACUACCGCGCCGGCUUCGAGCACCCGCCCGCCCGUCUUUGCUGCGCGUGGUGCUGCGGCUGGCGGUGGCGGCGGCGGCGGCUGGCGCGAGCGCGCUGCGGCCAAGGAGGCGGCUUCCCGCCAGGGUGGUGCGCCUGCUGCGGCGAAUGGGUCGCCCGGCGGCUCGCCCCGCAUCGGCUCCCCUGCCACUCCUGGGUCGCCCGGCUCGACGGCGCCAGCGGAGGAGAAGCCUGGUGUCUGGCGUCGCGGGCAGGGCCCGCCGCCCCGUGGUGGUGGUGCGACUCGUGGCGGGACGCCCCGUGGCGGCGGCCCACGGUGGUAA